Geodia barretti is the source of this 480-nucleotide messenger RNA. The record is from the annotation of a GenBank genome assembly. Lineage: Eukaryota; Metazoa; Porifera; Demospongiae; Tetractinellida; Geodiidae.
UUCUCAAAGAAGUACUCAUUUUGGUCAUUUGGUUGAGAGCCGGAAAAGUCAAGACCGUACGAUUCGUUGUAAAACUUGAUGGCAUCACUUAAAACAUGCUGAAUGUCAUCAUCUCUCAACCCCAUCUCUUCCUUGAAGAAGGUUUGAUCUGGAUCACUGAUGAGACUUUGGGGGCCAACAGUCUGGUCUCUCACUCCAACAAACAUGGCAGUGAAAUCGACACAAGAGUGUGCAGGAUCACAGAGAUAGACAGGAAAUUGCAGGCUGAAUGCUGCAACUAGAAGAAGGCAUAUCCGGAAACUCAUUAUUUCCCUCUAUAUACCUGCAGAUAAUCAACCUGAAGCACAACAGAAGAAAGGUUGUUAAAAGUCUUGUACCGCGGAGCCUGUCAAGACCGAAGAACUUGACUACUUUUAUAUCUACUCCCCUUGCUUCUGAAACCUCAGAAAAGCAACCACUUCACUAGUUUGGCCUUUGGCU